Hypoxylon trugodes is the source of this 1734-nucleotide messenger RNA. Its product is annotated as ribose 5-phosphate isomerase. The transcript has a single exon. Gene Ontology annotation, cellular component: intracellular membrane-bounded organelle. Gene Ontology annotation, biological process: pentose-phosphate shunt, non-oxidative branch; D-ribose metabolic process. Gene Ontology annotation, molecular function: ribose-5-phosphate isomerase activity. NCBI's taxonomy places the organism in Eukaryota, Fungi, Ascomycota, Sordariomycetes, Xylariales, Hypoxylaceae. The record is from RefSeq and is a predicted model, not a curated record. The coding region runs from base 451 to 1515 and encodes 354 amino acids.
UCUAAGAAUCAGGUUCUAGAAUAGUGAGAACAUGAUUUACAACCACUGAACCACAUUGAGAAUAAUAGCCUAAUUCCAUUGAAUCAAUUUAUUGUAUCGAGUUGAAAAGACUUAAGAUUCGAGACGCCACAAGUCCCUCUAAAUGAGCCCUAUCGUAGCGCUGAGUCAGCAACCCUACGAUCCGGAGAUCGGACAGGUCCCUCCAUGUUUCAUUGAUCCCUGUCGGUACCACGUCAUGGUAACACCCUUUUACUACUUGGUGGCACCACACCACCAAGGAACAUCGUGACAAACGUGGGGCAAAGAGCUUCAAUUCAGCUAAUUUUCCCGCAUUUACUCUAACAAUUGUCCCAAUAUCUGCAAUUAACUUACCAUAAUACACAAAGCCUCCUUAUUAACAAUUUGCAGUGGAUUUAUAUAAUCCACGUUCCUUGUCUCAGCCCGCGUUUCAUGAAUUCGUCGUUACCUAGGACCAUCGCAAAUCUAUCGUCCUCCCGACUCUCGGUCGCCAACCCACGUGCGGUAUUUAGAGGCUAUCCCGUAUUUAGCUGCGUGCUUGGCCCCCUUAGUCAUAGCAAGCCGCAAUAUUUAUCACUCACCAGUCAUCUAUCACCAACAAGAAGAAUAGCUCCUUUCUCAACAACCCCUCCAAAGAAACCCAUAACCAUGGCCUCAACAACCGAAACCGCGAAUCUAAUCGAAUUCGCCAAGCGCGCCGCCUGCCGGCAAGCCGUCGCCGACAACUUCAGCCCGGAAUUCACAUACGUCGGGAUCGGCAGCGGCAGCACAGUCGCCUACGUCGUCGAAGCAAUCAGCGAGCUCGGCGCCUCCGUAACCAACAAAAUGAAAUUCGUGCCCACGGGUUCCGGUUCCACAUCCCUAAUCCGCAACGCCGGGCUCUCCGUUCUCCAAGUACCGGAUCUACUCCUCGAAGUCGCGACCGACGUGACCGACCACCAACCUAUUGAUAUUUAUUUCGAUGGAGCGGAUGAGGUAGACGCGGAGCUGAAUUGUAUUAAGGGAGGCGGCGCAUGCCAUUUCCAGGAGAAAUUGGUCUCGCGCUUAUCGAAGCGGUUUAUUUGCGUAGCAGAUAGCCGCAAGAAAGCCGACCGCCUGCUUACGAACUGGACAUAUGUCCCCGUUGAAGUAUCACCUAUGGGCGCCGAGUACGUGCGACGCGAGCUCUUACGUCUCGGUAGCGAUGACCCCAAAAUCCGGACCUCGGGACCGACGUUCAUCCGCACGAUUACGGAUAAUCAUAACCAUAUCAUCGACGCGCCAUUCCCGACGCUGCUGCUGAAUAGCGAAGCGGGUAAACUGGAUCCCGCGAAGGGCGUGUGGACGCCGGAUGCGCUGCUCAAGCGGAUUAAGGCUAUUUUUGGUGUUUUAGAGGUGGGUAUUUUCUCGGGGUUGAAUGGCCCACAGGUCGCGAAGUUAGGUACGGAUGUAGAGGGCGUGAAACCGGUAAAGGCGUACUUUGGUAGGGCUGAUGGGCAAGUGGAAACAUUGGGUUAGGGCUGGGUCUACUAUGUAAGGGAUGGAAUAUUCGAAAAUAAUUAGAAGUGGUUCAUCCAUGUACAUGUGUGGUACGAAUUAGGAAUGAAUGAUAGCUAAUAGCGUUCAUCACGAAGGCACGUGAGUAUGAGACACAGAAUCUGUGUUACUCUUUGACGACGCUUGAACUGGAAUCUGCGAAAAAGGGUGAUUACAUAUACUAAAUGUCAUACCCGCAAU